AUGGUUUUUAAGCCGUUUACCCACCUCGCGCGACAGAACUUUGCCAAAGCCUUUACCCAUGGCUACGCUCAGUCGGUAGUUGCUGCAUCGCAGACGUUACCCUCGUCGUCGACCACACUUAACCCGCUAGCCACCAACUCGCUUAAAUUCCACCGCACAUCCCAACUCCAGAGUACCUUCCAGAACGCUUCGAGUUCAUCCGGUUCCGGUGCCAAAGCCGGCCAUGCCAGUUCAAAUGGCGGAGAUUCGGGUUUAGCCGCAUACUAUGCUGCCUGGCAGCAUGCUCAGCAAACAGGCGACGAUAGCGAUUGGAGACAGUUUCAGUUCAAAAGACGGAUAGGCUGGAAGCCAAAGGAUGAUGUCGCAGAUCAGAUUCAGGACCUCCCGGAGGACAAGCCGCCUCGAGACUUGAAAAAGGCCGCCGUCAACGUCGAUGUGAGCGCCAAAGUCGAAGAAGCUGUUGCUCGUGAAAUUCAGAUUCAGGAGGAAAAUGCCGAAGCCGAGGAUGACGCGGCAACGGUCGUUGGCGCCGAUGAGAAUGCUGUUGACUCAACCGCUCAUGAACUGACGAUUGAUGUCAACGCGGAGAAAUCUAUUGUGGCGUCUGGUCGAGUCGUUCAAUUAGCAGUUGAGGAGAAAUAUGCAGAAAUCCCAGCUGCUUUUGAAGCAAUCCUGCGAGACGGUGUUACCCCCAGCGUUGAAGCAUACAACUCGUUGCUUCAAGCUGCCAUCAAGUUGCACACCGAUUCUUAUCAUGCUGUUCCGAAGGCACUUGACGUUUACUCGGACAUGCUGCGCCGUCGUGUCAUUCCCAACCAAGAAACGUACAAGACUCUUAUUGCAGUGCUAGUCUCACGCGCCGUUGAGGUUUCUGUAUCAGGAGCCGCUCUUGAGAAACAGCGCAUUCGUUUUGGCGGAUUGGAGGAGCCCGGCAAAUUCCUGUUCCGUUCCAGUGAAAUCGAAAAGGAACUUGUCUCGGAAGAUCACUCGCUUACUAUCGCUCUCAAGCUCUUCGAUGCUGCAACCAGCCGACACAACGAAAUGGUCUUUCCUUUGGAAGUCUACAAGUCUUUGAUCAUCACUUGUGCCGAAGAAGGCCGCGUCGAAGACAUGAUCAGGAUCUACGCUCACAUGGAGACCCAGAAGCUGGUUCCUCAUGCAGCCAUCUUCCCCUCCAUGAUCCGCGCAUUCGCCAAGAUUGGCGAUCUGAAGAGUGCAGUCGAAUGUUAUAACGAAUACCGCGAACUUGCAAUGGCAGAUGACAACGGUGUAUUCAGCAUCGUGGAGCGUCGCGAUGGUCAGGUUUAUGCUGCUCUAGUCGGUGCUUACUUUUCCUGUGGAAAGAGCGACGGCGGCAUGCGCUUCUUUGAACGUAUUCGCUCGUCCUACGACAACGUUCAGGAAGACAAGGCGUCUCGGUUGGCAGCUGUCGAAUCGAUCAUCAUUCGCGAUGCUUUCGUUCAGUCUUCAAUUGAUGCCGGCAACUUUGAGGAGGCUGUGAAACACGCAACAAGCAAACUUCAAAACGCUGCUUUGCAGCAAGCUAUGGCCAAGAUCUGCGUGGCUGCUGCUGAUGCAGGAAGCACCGCAGUGGCUGUUGAGUCGUAUGACCGACUUACUGCAGAAUCCGCGGAUGCUAUUGGCUCGGCGGUGCCCAUGCUUGCGUUGCAUGUUCGAGAAGGUAACGUGCUAGCUGCACGUACUUUCUGGGGCAUCUUGAGCAACCUCGAUCAGACAACUUCAGAUUUCAUUCAACCUACUACUAUGUACGCCGUCGCUCUUGUCAAGAGCGGUCACAUCGAGGAGGGAUUGAUGGAAGCUCGCAAGAUGUUUGCCCGUAUUCGUAAGGACACUGCUACUCAGCAAUUGGUUCAACUGCCUAUUCGGGAAGAGAUCGACGAAGCCAUUGAGCUUCUUGGUCGUAUCCUCAUGGUGGAGUCGGGCAUGGUCAUUUCAUCUCCUGCUGCCAUGACCCUCAUCCGAUCCAUGGUUGAGAAUGGAGGCUUGGUCUCUCCUAUUGCCGAGCAUGCCAUCUCCAGCUUAGGUCCCAUGGGUAUUUCACAACUCAGUGUUGAUGACUUGACUCUUGCUAUUCAAGUUCAAGCUGGUAUGAUCAUCAACAACGAGUUGUCGUUCAACGCUCCUCACCUUGUUCGCUUCACUCACAUGGUCGAUGUUGCUCUCUCUACCGGUGUUGCUCUGGAUGUUUUCACCUCACGUUUGGUCGACCAGGCUAUUCUCAAGUUGUCUGAUAGCCGGCCUGAUCUGGUGAGAAGAUGGCAAGAUCAGUUUGUUCCAGUUGCCAGACAGCAGUCCUCCGUUGGAUCUAGUCGGUACACUCCUGUCUCAGAAACCUCCUCGCAGGUCAACCCCUCAACCCCCGGCUCUGAAGACAGCUAUGAUCCUUACGCCUACUCGACAGACUACCGUGGCUCUACAAUCAUCUCAGAUGAAUUGGAAGCAACCUCUAAGCGCAUCGAAUCUCACCUCAACGAAGCCAUGACCAAGUUGCGUAACAUCCGUCGUCUCGGCCGCCAUCCUCGCUACAUUACCUACGCUAAGCUCAUCAAUGCUGCUGCCAAAUGUGGUCGUAUGAAUCUUGCUAACGACAUUCUUGCAAUGGCCCGACACGAUGUUCCUCUCCUUCCUCAGUACAGCGCUGUCCGAUACGGCUGGAGCUCGAUUCUUGAUGCCAUGGUUUCUGCUUGUCUGACAGUAGGCGAGCGCGAUUUGGCUGCUCAGUUUCAUCAGGAGUUGUUGCAAAUCGGAUCCGCUCCAUCUGCAAACACUUUCGGUCUAUACAUCACCACGUUGAAGGAGUCGACCAAGACAUUUGAUGAGGCCACCGAAGCUGUCAAGAUCUUUCACCGGGCUAUUGCAGAGGGUGUCGAGCCGACUUCGUUCUUGUACAAUGCGCUUAUUGGCAAGCUUGGCAAGGCUCGUCGUAUUGAUGACUGUCUUCUUUAUUUUGCAGAGAUGCGCUCCAACGGCGUCCGACCCACCAGCGUCACCUAUGGUACCAUUGUCAAUGCUCUUUGUCGAGUCAGUGACGAGCGGUUUGCCGAGGAAAUGUUUGACGAAAUGGAGUCGAUGCCAAACUACAAGCCUCGUCCAGCUCCCUACAACUCCAUGAUUCAGUACUUCCUCAACACAAAACGUGACCGCAGCAAGAUUCUCGCUUACUAUGAACGGAUGCGCUCCCGCAACAUUGCUCCUACUAUGCAUACUUACAAACUCCUCAUCGAUGCUCACGCCUCAUUGGAGCCUGUCAACAUGGAAGCCGCUGAAAAGGUGCUUGAGUCUAUCAAGGCAUCUGGUCAACGACCAGAAGCGGUGCACUAUGCUUCUCUGAUCCAUGCCAAGGGCUGCGUCCUCCACGACAUGACUGGUGCCCGUGCUCUUUUUGACAGCGUCGUUUCCAGCAGGGAUAUUCGUAUGCAGCCAUGCUUGUACCAAGCUCUCUUCGAAGCUAUGGUCGCCAACGGCCAGGUCUCAUCCACCAGUGAUCUAGUUAGCAGCAUGGGACGUCACGGUAUCGAGAUGACACCCUAUAUCGCCAACACUUUGAUUCAAGGAUGGGCUGCUGAGGGCAACAUCUCCAAAGCGUAUGAAAUCUACAACAGCGUCGGCAUCGAGAAACGCGAACCUAGUACCUACGAAGCAAUGACACGUGCUUUCAUUGCAGCUGAGCAGCGCCCCAGUGCCGCGGGCGUUGUCCAAGAGAUGCUUUCUCGAGGAUAUCCCGCCGCUGUCGCCGGCAAGAUUGUCGACAUGGUUGGAAGUAGCAGUAUUGCUACCCCAAUCGCCACCUUUUAA
This is a messenger RNA of Talaromyces marneffei, 3816 nucleotides long. RefSeq lists its product as uncharacterized. Gene Ontology annotation, molecular function: protein binding. The record is from RefSeq and is a predicted model, not a curated record. The transcript has a single exon. NCBI's taxonomy places the organism in Eukaryota, Fungi, Ascomycota, Eurotiomycetes, Eurotiales, Trichocomaceae. Bases 1 to 3816 code for a protein of 1271 amino acids.